Paramecium octaurelia is the source of this 363-nucleotide messenger RNA. The record is from the annotation of a GenBank genome assembly. NCBI's taxonomy places the organism in Eukaryota, Ciliophora, Oligohymenophorea, Peniculida, Parameciidae.
AUGUAAAAGUCAUAAUUUAGAUUUGAGAAUAAACCUUCAAAGCAGUUUCCAUUAGACAAUAAAGUUUGGAAAUUGCAAGAGCACCCAUGCAUAAAUGAUGAACCUUUGCUCAUUGAAGAAUCAGAAGUAGGCUAUCAAAUUGAGGUUAUAAAAAUCUUCAAGUAGAUUUACUAAAAUAAAUUAGCGAUUCUAGAUGUCAACAAUAUACUGAAAGUAUUAUUAUAAAUAAUUAUACUGUUCAUUCUGUUUCACAAGUCUUUGACAAUUAAUUAGAUUCAGAACUUGUACUAUCCAAAUAAAUUUUAGUGUUCUGAAAAUAUGAAUAAUAAAUGGGACCAAUAUCAAUUCAAGCAAAUUCCAUGA